Molecule: messenger RNA, 956 nt
Organism: Drosophila bipectinata
Lineage: Eukaryota; Metazoa; Arthropoda; Insecta; Diptera; Drosophilidae
Source: RefSeq, a predicted model, not a curated record
UAUUCAAAUUCAAAUAAAAGCAAUCCCAUACUCGUCCGCUGUCAAGUUUUGCACAAAAUUUAUUAGUCGUUCCUGAUCGUAGCUAUCGUUAACUUAAAAUGGUUACCACUCCAAAUAAACAAGUGACAUCAAAAUUCCAAAGUGCACACGAGCGGCCAGCAUCAUGCCAGAAGAAGUCGAGCAAUGACGUCAAGCCGGUGCCGACAAUCCCCCUGACGCCGGUGAAGCCCACCCAGAUCUCGCCCGGCAUGCGUUGCCUGUGGCAAAGGGGGAAAGCCAAUCAAUUGGCCAAGAUUGCACCGGCAUCACCUCCGGCCCCGCCAGCUUUGCCCACACCCAACCAGAUUGAGAAGAUGCCGGAAAAGCCGCCAACCGGUGAGCAGGAUGCAGGAACACCCGUCACCCCCACAAAGUUGGAGAAGGAGAAGCCUGUUCCCAAGUCAAAGACUUAUGUGGCAAGGCCACCUUUUAGGACCCGCAUUCCCAGAAAUGCGGCCGGAGAUACCGCCGGCUCAGCUCACAGACUACAGGGCGUGGUGGUGGUGGACAACUCCCGACGCCUGAUGUUUCCACCUCCAGGAAGGAAUCCCUACGCAGUGACCAGCCGGAUUUACCGACCCUCAACCUCGGGAGUGUUCGACUACGAUCUCUCCCAGGUGGAGAAGCGGGGCUUUGGCCACUGCUCGGUGGAUCCCAUGAAGUCAGUGCCGGCUACGGAGCUUCAGUUGCUCCACAGUGGCCAGCGCUCCACGUAUCUGGAGAGGCGGUACGAGCGUAGUCCCGACGACAAGUACAACUACCCCGAGGCUACCAGCUGGCGUUAUGGUUGGUUUCAUCGUCAGUCUGAUCCUUUCCAGAAGCGAGUACCUAGACGAGAUUAGCAGGAGUUGUAUGUAGUGUGCCUUCAUUUUGCAUCGUGUUUUGAUUUAAGAUGUCAGUGAAAUUAAAAAUAUAAA